Molecule: messenger RNA, 929 nt
Organism: Physeter macrocephalus (sperm whale)
Lineage: Eukaryota; Metazoa; Chordata; Mammalia; Artiodactyla; Physeteridae
Gene: ZFHX3
Product: zinc finger homeobox 3
Exons: 4
Coding region: 6-929 (307 amino acids)
Biological process (GO): regulation of transcription by RNA polymerase II; regulation of neuron differentiation
Cellular component (GO): nucleus
Molecular function (GO): RNA polymerase II cis-regulatory region sequence-specific DNA binding; DNA-binding transcription factor activity, RNA polymerase II-specific
Source: RefSeq, a predicted model, not a curated record
GCCAGAUGAACAUCCUUCCAGACAUUCCUUUGGACUACAUGGGCGGUGAGAUCCCCCUAGACAUGCGGCUCGGGGGCGGGCAGCUGGUGUCAGAGGAGCUGAUGAACCUGGGCGAGAGCUUCAUCCAGACCAACGACCCGUCGCUGAAGCUCUUCCAGUGUGCCGUCUGCAACAAGUUCACCACGGACACCCUGGACCUGCUGGGGCUGCACAUGAACGUGGAGCGCAGCCUCCCCGAGGACGAGUGGAAGGCCGUGAUGGGGGACUCGUACCAGUGCAAGCUCUGCCGCUACAACACCCAGCUCAAGGCCAACUUCCAGCUGCACUGCAAGACAGACAAGCACGUGCAGAAGUACCAGCUGGUGGCCCACAUCAAGGAGGGCGGCAAAGCCAACGAGUGGCGGCUCAAGUGCGUGGCCAUCGGCAACCCCGUCCACCUCAAGUGCAACGCCUGCGACUAUUACACCAAUAGCUUGGAGAAGCUGCGGCUGCACACGGUCAACGCCAGGCACGAGGCCAGCCUGAAGCUGUACAAGCACCUGCAGCAGCACGAGAGCGGCGUGGAGGGCGAGAGCUGCUACUACCACUGCGUCCUGUGCAACUACUCCACCAAGGCCAAGCUCAACCUCAUCCAGCACGUGCGCUCCAUGAAGCAUCAGCGCAGCGAGAGCCUGCGCAAGCUGCAGCGGCUGCAGAAGGGCCUUCCGGAGGAGGAUGAGGACCUGGGGCAGAUCUUCACCAUCCGUAGGUGCCCCUCCACCGACCCCGAAGAAGCCAUUGAAGAUGUUGAAGGGCCCAGUGAAGCGGCUGCUGACCCCGAGGAGCUUGCUAAAGACCAGGAGAGUGGAGCCGAGAAGGACCAGAGCAAGUGGACAGGUAGACCGUGUGGCUGCCCUCCAGCCCCCGGUGUUUCUCCCCUGGCCGAGUGA